This is a messenger RNA of Dendronephthya gigantea, 1149 nucleotides long. Its product is annotated as rab-like protein 2A. The transcript is spliced from 8 exons. Bases 40 to 726 code for a protein of 228 amino acids. NCBI's taxonomy places the organism in Eukaryota, Metazoa, Cnidaria, Anthozoa, Malacalcyonacea, Nephtheidae. Gene Ontology annotation, cellular component: endosome; Golgi apparatus. Gene Ontology annotation, molecular function: GTPase activity; GTP binding. The record is from RefSeq and is a predicted model, not a curated record.
GGCGUCGAAGAACAAACGACACAACAUUGCAACGACAAAAUGGCGUCCACUUCAGGUGGUGAAAGGAGGACAAGUUUAGACACCGAAAACUCGGAAAAAGAUGCCGAUAAGGAGGAUUCCGUUAAGAUCAUAUGCCUUGGGGACAGUGCUGUGGGAAAAUCUAAGUUAGUUGAACGCUUUUUAAUGGAUGGAUACCAGCCACAGCAGUUAUCAACAUAUGCAUUGACACUUUUCCAAUAUCGAACUAAGGUUAAUGACAAAGAUGUAAGAGUAGAUAUUUGGGAUACUGCUGGCCAAGAGAGGUUCAACAGUAUGCAUCCAUCCUACUAUCACCAAUCACAUGCUUGUAUACUGGCAUUUGAUAUAACUCGGAAAACAACAUAUAAAAAUCUUGCAAAAUGGUAUAAAGAACUAAGAGAAUAUAGAUCAGAUAUUCCAUGUAUUGUGGUGGCAAAUAAGAUUGAUAUUGAUUAUAAAGUAACUGAAAAAAGUUUUAAUUUUCCAAAGAAAUAUGGAUUGCCAUUCUAUUUCGUGUCUGCUGCAGAUGGAACUAAUGUAGUGAAGUUAUUUCGCGAGGCAAUCAAGUUGGCAUAUAGAUAUAAAGAAAAUUCCACAGAUUUCGUGGAUGUUGUCAUGAAAGAACUCGAGGCCAUGGAUGAUGUAGACAUUGAAGACGACAAGUUUGGUGCUGUGAAUGGCACUGUUGAUGGUGGAAAUGAAUCAUGACAGAUAAGUUGUGUGACCUUUCAAAAACCUUCACCGUCGUUUGCGAUAACUUCGACAAUACCUUGUGAACCACUGCCAGUAUUGAUAAGCUAUACUAUGGAUAUUAUGGAAAACCUGCAUUGCAGCUGCUUGCUCACAUGAAUCAUGUCAAUACUGACCGAAGUUGGCCAAAGAUUUUGCCAGUCUCUUAGAAAAUAAUCUCUAAUUAUAAACAACGUACUUAAAAUUGCCUAAAAUAGACAAAAAUAAUUCUCGAAGCUCGUAGCCGUAGAUCUAAACCUCGGGAGUCUCCAAAGUGUUGUCUACAUUCGAAGAGCCGUUAUUCGAAGACUGCUUCUUCGACGCUCUCUGUUUUUUUUGGCACACAUUCAAAAUUUUCUCCCCUCCACAAAGCCAAAGGGCUAAUGUCAGUUUUUUGCGUAC